Messenger RNA from Gekko japonicus, 1718 nucleotides. RefSeq names its product integral membrane protein 2A (gene ITM2A). Gene Ontology annotation, molecular function: amyloid-beta binding. Gene Ontology annotation, biological process: negative regulation of amyloid precursor protein biosynthetic process. The transcript has 6 exons. Gene Ontology annotation, cellular component: Golgi apparatus; extracellular exosome; plasma membrane. The record is from RefSeq and is a predicted model, not a curated record. NCBI's taxonomy places the organism in Eukaryota, Metazoa, Chordata, Lepidosauria, Squamata, Gekkonidae. The coding region runs from base 225 to 980 and encodes 251 amino acids.
AUCGCCCCUCCUCCCUCACCGCGGCGGGCGGUGGCUGUUCCGUGGGCUGACGCUCCUCCCUCGCGGCUUCCCCGGCUAGGCCCCGCCCACUCCGCGAGCUCAACCACCGAGGGAGAGGCGGCUGCGCAGCGACCGGACCGGCGGCAGCGACAUCAGGAGCAGCAGCAGCAGCGGGAGGCGACAGCGAGGCUCGCAGAAGCGGAGGAGGCCCGAGCGCCGCCGCCAUGGUGAAGAUCGCGUUCCAGUCGCCCUUCGCCCACAAGGACGAGCCCAAGAAGGAGGCGGCGGAGGCCCUGGUGGCCGACAAGGAUCCAGAAGUUGCUACUCACAGCCAUGAAAGCUCCUCUGGAAGAUGCCUGCUGACCCUGCUGGGUAUUGCGUUCAUCUUAGCUGGAGUGGUGGUUGGUGGAGCCUGCAUCUACAAGUACUUCAUGCCAAGGCAUAAAGUGUACAAUGCAAAACUAUGCAUUGAAGCAGAGAAACAUCCAGAUAAUGCUGCAGAACCGUACUUCCUACCCAUUGCCGAAGUUGCUGAUAUCCGGGAGGAUGAUAACAUAGCAAUCAUUGAUGUCCCAGUUCCAAAAUUCUCUGACAGCGAUCCUGCAGCUAUUGUUCAUGAUUUCGACAGGCUUCUGACGGCCUACCUUGACCUGCAACUGGGUAACUGCUACGUGAUCCCUCUGAACACCUCCAUUGUGAUGCCACCACGGAACCUGAUAGACCUCUUCGCAAAAUUAGCAACUGGUUCCUAUCUGCCUCAAACUUAUCUUAUUCGUGAAGAAAUGGUUGUGACGGAAGAGAUUGAUAAUGUGUCAGAUCUGGGCAUUUUCAUUUAUCAGCUCUGUGCAGGGAAGGAAACUUUCAGACUUCAGCGCAGAGAUAAGAUCAUGGGUGUCCAAAAACGCUCUGCUGAAAAAUGCCACUCAAUCCGGCACUUUGAAAAUGAGUUUGUUGUGGAAACCAAGAUCUGCCAGCAGUGAAAAAGACAGGUUGGAAAGUGACAAAUCUCGCAUCUUCACCGAGAAGUCCAAGCUUUACAUUUUAAACUUCAGAAUUAAAAAAAAAGUGCAGUGAUAAUCAAAAGCCUUAUGCUUUUUUUGUGUAUUGCUUAGAUUUAAGGAAAAAGAAAAAAAAUAAGCACGCUCCAAAGUCACCAUGUUGUUUUGUUUUGCUUUGGGCCCCUAGUGUUACUCACUUUUCCUGAUACCAAUCUGGAAUGGAAAUUUGCACAACAACAGCACUUGCCCAAGGAGCAUUUGUUUCUGAGUUUUUAAAACGCAGGAAAGACCCUGUGUAAACAGUGCCCAAUUCCUGCAUAGGACUGUAGUCUAAUCAUCAGCUGACAUCACAAAAUGAAACUAACUUUAUUAAUCUGUGGUUUGCACAUUUUUUAAUAGCUUGGCUAAUAGCUCUGCACUCCAUCUCCUGGUAGGAAAAAUCACACAAAGACUUCUAAGGUUUAUUUGAACUUCCUGUGUGAAGCAUGAAAAUUUUAACCUUGGUAAUUAUCAGCAGCUAACUUGGCUUCUUUCAUUUUGUGCAAUUACUGUAUUGAACUUGUAUGUAUAUUUGGAAACUUUCCUGAACUUACCUUACAAUCUCUUCUCUUUCUUCUUCUUUUUGUUUUUUGUUCUGUUUUUUGUUUUUGGUGAUACUUAGUUAUAUCUUGGUACAGUUGCUCUUUAAAGCUUUUGUUAUUUUGGUUAGUAUCUUAAAAC